UCAAAGAAGAAGAAGAAGACAAUGAGAUAAAGGAGCACGCGACGAAGAAGGACGACGACAUCCGCUUUGUCGCACAACGACGUUGCUUCGUGAACGAGUGGUCGGGUUCUCCUAACAUCUCGUUUGACUUUAUUCAACCCACGUUCUCACUCAUCGUCGUUUGGACUCCUGUUCGUUGAAGCGCCAACAUGUCGGACGAAGGUAAACUGUUCGUCGGAGGACUGAGCUUUGAGACCAACGAGGACUCUCUGAGUGCGGCCUUCAGCAAAUAUGGAACCAUCGAAAAGGCAGAUGUGAUCCGAGACAAAGAGACGGGCAAAUCCCGCGGUUUUGGCUUCGUGAAAUUCGACAACGCAGAAGACGCCCUCGACGCACUAAAUGGCAUGAACGGUAAAACCCUGGAUGGUCGGUCAAUUCGAGUCGAUGAAGCCGGAAAGGGAGGCCGCUCCAGGGGAGGUUUCAGUGGACCACGAGGAGGAGGAGGAGGAGGCCGCGGAGGAGGCGGAUUUGGCGGGCGUGGAAGAGGCGGCGGCGGAUACGGCGGAGACCGCAGCUACGGCGACAGAAGCUACGGUGAUCGAAGCUUCGGUUCCGAAGGCAGGUUCUCCGGCGGCAACCAGUACAGGAGUAGCGGCGGGAGCGGCGGAGGAGGAGGCGGCAGCGGCGGCGGAUACUCGAGCUACCGCGACAACCGGGGCCAGGGCGGAUACGACCGCGGCAAUUCCUACCGCGAUAGCUACGACAGCUACGCUGCUAACGAGUAACCCUCACCCCGAUUCAAGAUCACCACCUGGCUGGCUCUAUUUCUAAGAUGCGCUCCUCGAGAAAAAUGUCCACGUUUUAUUGCUGAAUUUAGUUUUUGUAGUUCUGUUGUAGUAGCCUCAGAGUGUUGCUAGCCAUGAGCUAACCCACGUUACAAAUUCCAGUUCCGGACUCUUACUUUGCUUCAUUGGGCUCUGUGUAAUCUGAUUAGUACUGUAAGUCGCCCAACGAUGUCCUAAAGACUGCUCUCCACGUGGCCACUACCAUCGCUCAAGACUUUAUCAAACACUUGGUUUCCUGAUUCCGUAGUUAUUUUUGUUUCACUUUUUUAUUGUAAUGUCAGUUUUUGUUUUCCCUUUUGCUUAUUCUCAGUGGCCGACCUACUUCUUGCCAGGUUUUAAAGUGAGAAAUCCGAAUUGCUCAGAAAGACUUUUGGUGAAUUUUAUACUAAGUUGCUUUUUACUAUUAAAAAAAAACUUAGUCCAGCUGUCCAGAGUGAAUGCCUUUUGGACUGGAAUACCGAAGUCUGUCCAGGUUCUUUUGUGCUAGGCUCACCAUCUGCGUUUGAAAUGUGCUGUGAAAUGGACUGACCUUGUUUAAGUGACAGAAAAAUGUAACUUCGUUUCCCCAAAGUAUUAUUUCACCCUGGAAGUUUUGUACUAUUGUGGUCUUUGUAUGACAUUUUCUUUUUGGCUUCAUGGAGCCUAUUAAACAGACUGUGGACAGAAAAAUUCCACCUCUUUUCCUUCAA
Molecule: messenger RNA, 1513 nt
Organism: Pungitius pungitius (ninespine stickleback)
Lineage: Eukaryota; Metazoa; Chordata; Actinopteri; Perciformes; Gasterosteidae
Product: cold-inducible RNA-binding protein A-like
Exons: 1
Coding region: 189-764 (191 amino acids)
Biological process (GO): positive regulation of mRNA splicing, via spliceosome
Cellular component (GO): spliceosomal complex
Molecular function (GO): RNA binding
Source: RefSeq, a predicted model, not a curated record